AUGUGGCGCGCCUCUCCCAGCGAUACACUGCGAGGUGAACUGCAUCCGUGCUCCUCCAGGCUGUCCACGCCGCCACAGAAGCCCGUCCUCCUCCUCCUCCUCCAAGCGCACGCACGCGAAGCGGCAGGAGCCUCGCCGCGAGCACGCCCCGCCACGCCCUCGGCCCAGCGCACACUCAACGCGGUAGAUGACACAACGAACGAGGCGCUGGUACUUCUCUGUCCGUCCCACUGCUACUUCUCUGCCCCACCAAGAGAAACAACCUUCCCAUUCUUUCAUUACACCAAACCCGCACGAACUGCGUCCGCCGCCCGUUCCACCCUGCGAGCCGCGCCCCGCGCAUGGUCACGACACCAGAUCCCACGGCGCCGGCCUCUGCGUCAUCCACGGGGGAGGCGCGAAGCGGUCCACCUUUCUCUGCGGAAAUGA
Messenger RNA from Chondrus crispus (carragheen), 429 nucleotides. RefSeq lists its product as hypothetical. NCBI's taxonomy places the organism in Eukaryota, Rhodophyta, Florideophyceae, Gigartinales, Gigartinaceae. The coding region runs from base 1 to 429 and encodes 142 amino acids. The transcript has a single exon. The record is from RefSeq and is a predicted model, not a curated record.